Molecule: messenger RNA, 1272 nt
Organism: Copidosoma floridanum
Lineage: Eukaryota; Metazoa; Arthropoda; Insecta; Hymenoptera; Encyrtidae
Product: putative ankyrin repeat protein RF_0381
Source: RefSeq, a predicted model, not a curated record
AUGUGGCUCGAAAAUGUUGCGGAAGUUCAAAAUAUGCUACAAAGAAAUUCAAAUUGUGUCAACGAUAGGAAUCGCAAACUUCAAACACCUCUGCAUUUUGUCGUUUCCUUGAGUAAUGUAUCAUCCAUUUAUAGACUUCGAAUCAUGCAAUUGUUAAUAGAAUAUGGAGCAGAUGUCAAUGCGCGAGAUGAUAAUCUUGAGACGGCAUUGCACUUAGCAGUGUAUUACGAGCGGGUCGACGAAGUGAAGUUGUUGCUGGAAAAUCACGCUGACCCGAACAUUGAAUUAUUAUUUGGAGAAACGAUUCUGGGUAUUGUGGUACUAAAAAACGUUGAAAAUAUCUUAGAGUUGUUAUUAGAGUACGGAGCAAAUCCUAAUAUUAUGAAUGAUGAAAAUGAGACGCCACUUGACAUGGCUAUCAGAAAUCGUCAAAUUAAUUUUGUAGAGAAAUUGGCAGCAUCUGGUGCAAAGUGCAACAAUAUUUACAAAAAACUUUUAAAAUUGUGUACCCAAUGUUCGACACCACGCUACGAAAACUACGUCAUCGAGUACGUACUUAAACACGCGGCUCACCUAGACGUGCACGACAAAUUUUCGCCGAAAGCUUUACUGUACUACGUCAUUUCGAAAAAUCAUCACAAGUCCCACAAAGAUUGCCUUCUCUUUAAGUUUCUGUGCGAACAAGACAUCGAUGGUGGUGAUGAUUACUCCGGUGAUCUGGAUUUGCAUCGAGCUGUUAGGCAUAAUAACAAAAAAGCAGUCACUGCUCUUCUUCAGGAAAACACCAAUGUCAACACCAGAAAUAUUUUCGGUGAUACACCGCUACAUUUGUCGUUAAGAGUAGAAGAAUCUUCAAAUAAUAUUAGCAGCAUUACCAGACAGCUCAUUAAAUUUGGAGCGGACAUUUGGGCUAAAAAUUCUAUCAACGAAACACCAUUUUUAAUAGCUAUGAAACAAAAAAAUAUAAACUUAUUGAAUUACAUGCUGCUGAAAGUCACCAAAGUCGAAAAGCCAACAGUUAACGAUGAAACUUUUGGUUUAGGCAUUUUUUACUACAUAGAUAAAGUACUUGAUCUAUUCGAUGGCAAUACUUCCUUUCAAGAAAUGUUUGUCGCUCAUCUGCUCGACAUGUGUCCCGUGCCAAGAAUAAAUAAUUUUCAAAAUAUUGACAGAAUACUAAGAAAAGCAUUCGUGCUCCAAAAGUAUGGAAUCAUUCAAUUACUUAUCGAGGCUGGCUUUCGAACUGAUAGGUUGGCUAAUGUAUUAAGAUAA